GAGUUGGCUUUUCAAGGCUCCUGUAUAAAUGGAAACUCGCCUCGAAACUCCCCGAACGAACCAGGCAGGGUCUGACUCACAACUGCAGUUAGUACUUAAAGGAGAGAAAAAAAGAGAAACCCACCACUAGAGCAGCAGCCAGAAAACUCUAUCUCCUUAUGACUCAACGUGUAGAAAUACUUGGAUUUAAUCACCUCAGCUGCUGGAGAGGAAAGAUCAGUCGGAGUUAAGGUGUCCCGUCGGAGGAGACGUCCCACCUUUAUGGCGAUUCUGAGCGCCAGGGCAGAGUUCUGCCAGGCCCAGCACAGCCUCCUGGCUCACAAGUGAGCUCAAGGGCAGGGGGGGUCCCACCCACGUGCCAUAAAAUUCCUUUGCCUCGGAGACCCCGGACACAGCGGACACACUCCAAUAUAUGGGAUAUCCCGUGCCCCUUGGAAGCGCAUCCCUGUCAGUGACUCUGGCAAAGCUCAAGCGUCAGGAAAACAAAGUGGAGAGGAGGAAAGCUGCCCUUACCUUUUUGCCUCACCAGUGCCUAAAUGUAGAACAGGCUGCCCAGCCCUGCAUGUAGUCGGAAUUUGUGGAGUCUGGAGGAAACCACCCGCAGCAGUUGAGGCCCAAGUUGAGUUUGAGCGGAUUCUGAAGCUUUUCUGGAAGUGACAUCCAUAAGGAACAAACACGUCAAAGCAAGCUCUGAUCAAUCCCAGGCUUAUUAGUGGUCUUUUUGAUGUUUUCUGCUGUGAAACCUUUCCAAAGUUAUUGAUUUUUUUUUAUUAUUAUUAUUUUAUUUCUUUUUUUUUUUGGCCCCUUACACAUUUUCUUUGCCAUUAUGAACCGUCCAGCCCCCGUGGAAAUCACUUACGAGAACAUGCGUUUCCUGAUCACUCACAACCCAACCAAUGCCACCCUCAGCAGGUUCAUCGAGGAGCUGAAGAAGUACGGAGUGACAACCUUGGUGCGAGUCUGUGAUGCCACUUACGAUCAAGCUCCCAUUGAAAAGGAAGGAGUCCGGGUUCUAGACUGGCCCUUUGACGAUGGAGCACCACCCCCGGGGCAGAUAGUUGACGACUGGCUAAACCUUUUGAAAGCCAAAUUCCGGGAGGAGCCCGGGUGCUGCGUGGCUGUGCACUGUGUGGCAGGCUUGGGAAGGGCUCCUGUUCUGGUUGCACUUGCUCUCAUUGAAUGUGGGAUGAAGUAUGAGGAGGCAGUUGAGUUCAUAAGGCAGAAAAGGAGGGGAGCUUUCAAUUCCAAACAGCUGCUUUACCUUGAGAAAUACCGACCUAAGAUGAGGUUACGCUUCAAAGAUGCCAACGGUCACUGCUGUGUUCAAUAAAAACGUGGUCUCAAACGAAGGCACAACUUAACAUGGCUCUUUUCUGGACUCUUGGCACCUGGAAAUGUGAAUCUGGAAUCAAACUACGUCAUCAGAUUAGCGAUGUGGAGUCAGUGCUCCUCAACCUCUGUCCUAAGGGUGAUGAUGAUU
Molecule: messenger RNA, 1480 nt
Organism: Empidonax traillii (willow flycatcher)
Lineage: Eukaryota; Metazoa; Chordata; Aves; Passeriformes; Tyrannidae
Gene: PTP4A2
Product: protein tyrosine phosphatase type IVA, member 2
Exons: 6
Coding region: 827-1330 (167 amino acids)
Biological process (GO): protein dephosphorylation; positive regulation of cell migration
Cellular component (GO): nucleus
Molecular function (GO): protein tyrosine phosphatase activity
Source: RefSeq, a predicted model, not a curated record